Rhizophagus irregularis DAOM 181602=DAOM 197198 is the source of this 940-nucleotide messenger RNA. The record is from RefSeq and is a predicted model, not a curated record. Lineage: Eukaryota; Fungi; Glomeromycota; Glomeromycetes; Glomerales; Glomeraceae.
AGAAACCGCAGCAACAAGCGCAGUUCUACUACGGUAAUCUUUUUUUAAGAUAAUCAAGAAAGAUAUUACUGAUUGACCUUUUGAUAUUACAACCAUCCUUGAUAAAACGAAUAAUUAUCAUUAUUAUGAACUCGCGUAACUUAAGGUUAAAAACGAAAUUAGAAUGGCAAAAUACACAAUAUUUAUUUAAUCCAAAAAAAUGUGUUUAUACGAAUUAUGAUGAAAAUGUUAAAACGACCUUACAACAUUAUUGGCAAUUACCAUUAAACGACUUUCAAAUUAAACAUUCAUCAAAUAAAGUUGUAAUACAACAAUAUGUUUAUAAGCCAAUGCUUAAUUCUCGUACGAACACUUCCUCCUUAAAAGGUUCUGUUGCAACUCAGGAAGACUUAAAUGGCCAUUUGUCACCAAUUUCGUUGAAAAAAUUAUCAGAAUUAUAUUCCACUUUAUAUAAAAAGCCGGUAGAAUUCAAGAUUAUAUUAUUAAAAUAUCCUUUUUUAAGUAGUAAAAUAUUAGCACAAUAUUUAGCAAUGCAAACGAAAAAACAUAAUAUUAGACAAAUACGUAGAAAUUUAUUUAAAAAAGUUCCAUUAGCAUCAUUAAUAAAUUACGAGAGGGGAAAUUUAGUUGGUGGUAUUAAAAAUUAUUAUUUACCCACACAUUUAGCAGGUAUUAAAUUAAAAAUUAGCGGUAGAAUGAGUUUAAGAAAAGGUGCCGCUAGAAGCGCUGUUGUUACCAAAUCAAUUGGUAGAUUGAGAACUAAUACAGUAGAUAAAAGUAUGAUUGAUUAUGCUAAAACUGAAGGAAAAAAUAUGAAUGGUGCUUAUUGUAUUAAGGUUUGGUUAAGCAGUGCUACGGUAUGAGGAAAAGUAGGGUUCAAAAGUACUGUUAGUUAAAUUUAAUUAAUAAAUGUUAUUAAAUUGUUGAGAAAUGUCUACAC